Dendrobium catenatum is the source of this 1978-nucleotide messenger RNA. RefSeq names its product probable acyl-activating enzyme 1, peroxisomal. NCBI's taxonomy places the organism in Eukaryota, Viridiplantae, Streptophyta, Magnoliopsida, Asparagales, Orchidaceae. The record is from RefSeq and is a predicted model, not a curated record. The transcript is spliced from 3 exons. Bases 105 to 1760 code for a protein of 551 amino acids.
UUACUGUCCUAAUCUCAUCAUAGCGCAGACUUUUUCGGUUGGAAUACAGCUCUGCUUUGUUUUUUUUUUGGGGGAAAUACAGCUCUGCUUCACGAUCGUGGGCGAUGGAGGGCUCCGUCCGGUGCUCGGCCAACUACGUUCCACUCAGUCCACUGAGCUUUCUCGAACGCGCCGCUGCUGUGUACGGUGAGCGUGUCUCCGUCAUUCACGGCCAUGUGCGCUACACUUGGAAGGAAACUCGAGAGAGGUGUCUACGCCUGGCGUCCGCCCUUGCGCAUAUGGGAAUAUCUCGUGGUGAUGUGGUUGCUGUUCUUGCUCCUAACAUUCCAUCAAUGUAUGAAUUACAUUUUGGGGUUCCCAUGACUGGUGGGAUUCUGUGCACACUCAACACAAGGCAUGAUUCAGCUAUGCUAUCAGUGCUCCUUGGGCAUUCCGAAGCCAAGGCCAUCUUUGUUGAUUAUCAAUUACUAGAGCUUGGCCAAGGUGCUCUUAGACUUCUCGCCAAGGAUCGAGCUAAUCUUCCGCAUCUUAUCAUACUUUCAGAACCGGAUGAGUCUCUGUCUGCUGAAAACAACUAUGAAACUCUCUUGAGGACUGCUAACCCCCAGUUUACUAUCAAAUGGCCCCUUGACGAGUGUGACCCAAUAUCCCUAAAUUAUACUUCUGGCACGACAUCAAGACCCAAAGGUGUCAUUUAUACUCACAGAGGGGCGUAUUUGAAUGCAAUCGCAUCGGUCCUACUCAAUGAUAUUACUACAAUGCCUGUGUAUCUAUGGACUGUGCCCAUGUUUCACUGCAAUGGGUGGUGUCUCAUUUGGGGUGUAGCAGCUCAGGGUGGCACCAAUAUCUGCUUGAGAAAUGUCUCAGCAAAGGCCAUAUUCAAUGGCAUUUACCUUCAUAAAGUAACCCACAUGGGUGGUGCCCCCACGGUCUUGAACAUGAUCAUCAAUGCUCCACUCAGUGAGCGGAAAUCGCUGCCUGGAAAAGUGACGGUGACAACUGGUGCUGCACCUCCACCCCCGAAAGUUUUGUUCCAGAUGGAAAACCUUGGCUUUCAUGUCAUCCAUUCUUAUGGUCUCACUGAGACCUAUGGCCCAGCAACAGUUUGCACAUGGAAGCCUGAUUGGGAUGCCUUGCCCUCAGAGGAUCGUGCAAAGCUCAAAUCGCGCCAGGGACUUCAACAUCUUUGCAUUGAGGAAUUGGAUGUUAAAGACUCAGUUACAAUGAAGAGUGUGCCAGCUGAUGGAAAAAGCAUAGGUGAGGUAAUGUUUAGAGGCAACACAGUGAUGGGUGGUUACUAUAAAGAUAUUGAUGAAACAAAUAAAGCUUUUGCUGGUGGUUGGUAUCGUUCUGGUGAUCUUGCUGUUAGGCAGGCUGAUGGUUAUAUUAAGCUGAAAGACAGGGCUAAGGACAUAAUCAUCUCGGGUGGGGAAAACAUAAGCACAAUAGAGGUGGAAUCAGUGCUUUAUAACCACCCAGCUGUGCUUGAAGCAGCAGUGGUCGGCCGGUCUGAUGAAUAUUGGGGGGAGACGCCAUGUGCCUUUGUAAAGUUGAAGGACGGUGCUUAUGCUAGCAGUGAAGAGAUCAUUACCUUCUGCCGUGCGAAGUUGCCACAUUAUAUGGCUCCUCGUACGGUCAUCUUUGAGGAGCUUCCAAAGACGUCAACUGGGAAGGUGCAGAAAUUUGUUCUCAGGGACAAGGCGAAGUCCUUGGGUACUAUUUUCAGGAGCGGAGGAACUAUAUGCUAUUAUCUGCAAUGAAGGAUGGAGGAAAUCAUUCAGCUCAUGGUAAGCGUUUGGAGAUGAUGAAGUCUCCUGCUCGGCAUUCACAUGGGUAUGUAUGUGCAUUUUAUUAAACUUGUCAUUAUUUAUUACUCUGAUGUCUGACCUUAUUAUCUUGAGUCAUUUGAACACUUUAAACAUAGUGAGUCAUACGUUUCUUCAAUAUUAACCACAAUGGUGUGACUAUUUCUCUCGUA